This is a messenger RNA of Nipponia nippon (crested ibis), 336 nucleotides long. NCBI's taxonomy places the organism in Eukaryota, Metazoa, Chordata, Aves, Pelecaniformes, Threskiornithidae. The record is from RefSeq and is a predicted model, not a curated record.
AUGGUGGCGGUUGGGCUGACCAUAGCGGCAGCGGGAUUUGCAGGCCGCUAUGCGCUAAAAGCUAUGAAGCAAAUGGAGCCCCAAGUAAAACAAGCACUUCAGAAUCUACCAAAACCUGCCUUCAGUGGUUAUUACAGAGGUGGAUUUGAGCCCAAGAUGACUAAACGAGAAGCAGCCUUAAUACUAGGAGUGAGCCCUACAGCCAACAGAAGUAAAAUUCGAGAAGCCCAUAGACGGAUCAUGCUUCUGAAUCAUCCAGAUAAAGGUGGCUCUCCGUAUGUAGCAGCCAAAAUCAAUGAAGCUAAAGAUUUGCUGGAAGACCAAGCUAAAAAAUGA